AUGGGAGAUGCUAGAUUACCCGAUAUCGACACCCUGCCGACCCUCCCGCCAUUGCAUUGCAACGAAAUCCUCGACACCCUCUUCGAACGUUCGAAACCCUUACAUUCCCUUGCAGAAUCACUUUUUCUCCAGAAGGAAUGCACGUCAUAUCAAGCUCUGAUUGACUUUGUGAGGGCGCGACUUACUGCCCUUGCUUCCUCCGACAAUCCGGAUGACAGGACCAUCCUUCUAGAUAUUCUCGGCUCCCAUCCGCGACUAGGGGAAAAGACCUCGCCACCGAAUUCCGGGGAGAGCAGGGCCUUACAAGAAUCACCAGCGCAGCAUCUAAGCGAGUUGAGCAGAGCAGAACAGAGCAACCUCAACGAAAAGGCCCAGGAAGGGAGCGCCCAACAGUUGGUAGCACUGAAUCGCGAAUAUGAGCAAGCGUUUCCAGGUUUGAGAUAUGUGUAUGGGAUUAACUGCCGCAUUAUAACAUUUGUAAAUGGGCGCGGUAGAGAUGCGAUUAUGGAGGAGAUGCGGCAGCGGAUUGAUCGACACGACAUUGAGCUUGAGGUAUUGGAGAUAAUACAGCGCAAGACACUGAAAGAGUACGAACAACCGGCUUGUGUAGGCCAUGUGCGAUAUCGCGGCAGACAGAGUGCGCAAACUCCAGCCGAAAACCGAGAAUGA
Uncinocarpus reesii 1704 is the source of this 669-nucleotide messenger RNA. RefSeq lists its product as uncharacterized. Lineage: Eukaryota; Fungi; Ascomycota; Eurotiomycetes; Onygenales; Onygenaceae. The transcript has 3 exons. The record is from RefSeq and is a predicted model, not a curated record. The coding region runs from base 1 to 669 and encodes 222 amino acids.